Alosa alosa (allis shad) is the source of this 972-nucleotide messenger RNA. RefSeq lists its product as uncharacterized. The transcript has 5 exons. Bases 97 to 972 code for a protein of 291 amino acids. Lineage: Eukaryota; Metazoa; Chordata; Actinopteri; Clupeiformes; Clupeidae. The record is from RefSeq and is a predicted model, not a curated record.
ACCAGAACAAACACUGGAUAGGAUACAGUAGAAUUGCAGAGCAAAAUAAUUAUUCACAAGUAGACUACAAAAGCAUCAGUGAUAUUUGACCUUAAGAUGACUCGCACACGAGUCCAUCCUGAGCCCCCUGAUGAAGGAAGCAGCCCUGAACCGAGAUGGACACCUGUGGUGGAGAGAACCCAAUCGGACAACCGUCUUCUCGGUAUCUUCAAAAGCAGCUUUCUUGGAGCAAUGGGAACACAUCGGAGGAGUGAACAACAAAUUAGAACACAUAACGGCAGUACAUCCUCAUCUUCCCCUAGUUCUAUUCUUGAGCCAGUGUGGGAGCUGUGCCCUACAACGAGAGCUCUACCUCGACCCGCUCCACCUACGCAGCCCAGGUUGGCUUUUGCCGUGAAGGUGGCUGGCACCAACACACAAAAUGUGACAUGUGGAUGCCAAGCAGGAGUUCCGCUCCAGCCACAGCUUGCGCAGAUAUUCCCUGGACCGUCAGCCCACUGCUCAAAUCCAUGCCCGGUGAUCAUCUCGUUCCCAGUUGUGCCAUGCCAUCACAGGGCAUCCCGCGCUGGAAUGCUGGGAGAGAUGGAGGACAAAGAGAACAAACUCAAGAAAGAGAGCCAAGCAGGAGUGAAGGACAGAGACAAGAAGACGGCCGAUGCUGCUGCUCACCUGUUACAACGAGGCUCAGAGCGCACGUCACACAGGUGUUCCUCGGCACAAAAACCUAAAAAGAAUUCCAAGAUGAGCAAAGGAAAAGAUGUUGCUGCUCAACCUCUGUCCAGUGGUUGGAAGCGCACAUCAAAGGCUCCUCUUCCUCAUAACCAUGUCACUCAGUCAAGUGAACAGGUCACAUGUCACACGUGGAACACUGUCCCAUCCUGCCAGUUAUCACCACAAAGCAGACAGGAGAAGCUGCCCCCUCAAAAACACUCUGGCAAAGGACUUGCCAUUGUCCCAUGGAGGCCAGUCUGA